Messenger RNA from Zychaea mexicana, 1988 nucleotides. Its product is annotated as asparagine synthase. The coding region runs from base 105 to 1811 and encodes 568 amino acids. Gene Ontology annotation, molecular function: asparagine synthase (glutamine-hydrolyzing) activity. Gene Ontology annotation, cellular component: cytosol. The transcript is spliced from 6 exons. NCBI's taxonomy places the organism in Eukaryota, Fungi, Mucoromycota, Mucoromycetes, Mucorales, Lichtheimiaceae. The record is from RefSeq and is a predicted model, not a curated record.
UCCGGAUCUAUAAAAACUCUGGUUCCUUGGCUCUUAAAUACCUCCGCCUCUUAUUUUUCUUUCCUCCUCCUUCCUUUUUCUUCCUUUUUUACAAAAAUAUCAAAAUGUGUGGCAUUUUCGCCGUCUACAACUAUCAGGGCGAUGCUGAAGCCUAUCGUCAGCGUGCUUUGUACCUGUCAAAGAAGAUCAGACAUCGUGGUCCUGAUUGGUCUGGCUGCUACACCACCAAGAACCACAUUUUCAGCCAUGAACGUUUGGCCAUUGUUGGUGUUGACACUGGUGCCCAGCCCCUUGUCAGCGACGACGAAAACUACGUUCUCUGUGUCAACGGUGAGAUCUACAACCACAAGCAGUUGCGUAUGAACUUGAAGGAGGAGCACGUCUUCAAGACCCACUCUGACUGUGAAGUCAUCAUGCACAUGUACAAGGAGAUGGGUACCGAUUUGGUUCAACACUUGGAUGGUAUGUUCUCGUUUGUCUUGUUGGAUGUCAAGCGCAACCGUGUCAUCGCUGCUCGUGACCCCAUUGGUAUCACCACCCUCUACUAUGGCUGGAACUCCAAGAUGCCUGGUACCGUCUACUUUGCUUCCGAACUCAAGUCACUCAACGAAGACUGUGACAAGAUCCUUGCCUUCCCUCCUGGCCACGUCUAUGACUCUGAGACCGAACAGACCACCCGCUGGUACCAACCUUCCUGGUGGGACGGUGAAAAGGUUCCCUCGACUCCCGUCGACCUCAAACUUUUGCGUGAGACCCUCGAACGUGCUGUCCGCAAGCGAUUGAUGGCUGAAGUUCCCUACGGUGUCUUGCUUUCGGGUGGUUUGGAUUCCAGCUUGAUCGCUGCUAUUGCUGCUCGUGAGACUGACAAGAUUGCCUCUGGCCAGAUCUCUCAGAACAACGACGAGGAGCGUUAUGAUGAGAGCGGUCCCACUCUCUGGCCUCGUCUCCACUCAUUCUCCAUUGGUCUUCCGGGCGCACCCGAUUUGAUCGCCGCUCGUGAGGUGGCUAAACAUCUCAACACCAUCCACCAUGAAUACACCUUCACCAUCCAGGAAGCUUUGGAUGCCGUCAGCGAUGUCAUCUACCACUUGGAAACCUACGAUGUCACCACCAUCCGUGCCUCUACUCCCAUGUACUUGCUUUCCCGCAAGAUCAAGGCCAUGGGUGUCAAGAUGGUCUUGUCCGGCGAAGGUGCUGAUGAAGUCUUUGGCGGUUACUUGUACUUCCACUCCGCUCCUGACGACAAGUCCUUCCACGCAGAGACCGUCACCCGUGUCAAGAACCUCCACUAUGCUGACUGCUUGCGCGCCAACAAGUCUACCAUGGCAUGGGGUCUUGAAGCCCGCGUUCCUUUCCUCGACAAGCAGCUCCUUGAAGUCGCCAUGAACAUCGACCCCAAGGAUAAGCGCCCUGACAAUUCCAAGGGCCGCAUGGAGAAAUACAUCGUCCGUAAGGCUUUCGAUACCUCUGAUGAGCCUGAUGUCAAGCCCUACUUGCCCGAUAGCGUCUUGUGGAGACAAAAGGAACAGUUCUCGGACGGUGUCGGUUAUUCGUGGAUCGACAGCUUGAAGGAAGUCAGCUUGUCCAAGGUCACUGAUGAAGAAUUCGCCACCGCUGCUCAGAGAUGGUCCAAGGAUACGCCUACCACCAAGGAAGCAUACAUGUACCGUGUCAUGUUUGAAGACUGGUUCCCUCAAGAGGCUUGCACUGCAUCCGUUGUACGAUGGAUUCCUCGGGCAGACUGGGGCUGUCCUGAAGAUCCUUCUGGCCGUGCCCAAAAGGCUCACGAUGCCGCAUAUCAAAAGAAAUAAUUAAAUUUCAUCAUUAUUAUACAUACUUCUUCCACUCACACCCAUCAUUUGAAUUCGUUUGAUAUUUGUUUUUUUCUUUAUCCUCAUCCUUCUCCCACUUCCGUCUCUCAUAUAUAAAAAGUGCUUACAAUAAAUAUAACUCACGGGACAGCAAAAGUAUUUAUAUAUAUACACACU